CAUACUGUCCCUCACUCGCCUCUAAUCUUGCCUGUAGUCAUAACGGCGAGCGGAUUCACACCGAGCGACUCCUGAGACCGACGAGAAGUUCACCGAAUAACUACGGUUCGCCAACAUGAGAACUUUCUCAAGCUUGUUUGUUAGUUUCCCACUUUUUGCGGCUUGUAUUCUUGCUGUUUCAGUCUCCACUGCGAGCGCUGACAGCUGUGAAGUAAAUGUAUGCUUGAACGGAGGAACAUGUGUGACCGAAGAUGGAAAAGAUGCCUUUAAAUGCAUUUGUGCUGAAGGAUUCACCGGACACAUCUGCAACGAGACUGAUUUCGGGCCCUGCAAACCUAACCCCUGUAAAAACGAUGGCCUCUGUGAAAUCAUCACCAACUCCCGAAGAGGAGACGUCUUCAGUGAAUAUGUCUGCAAGUGUCAAAUAGGCUUCGAUGGAAUCCACUGCCAGAACAAUGUGAAUGACUGUGCCGGCCAGCCCUGUCAGAAUGGAGGCACCUGUCGAGAUCUUGAUGGCGAUUUCACCUGUAAAUGUCCCUCACCCUAUGUGGGAAAGCACUGCAAUCUGCGAUGCAUCUCUCUGCUGGGAAUGGAAGGAGGAGGCAUCGCCGAAUCUCAUAUUACUGCCUCUUCUGUGUACUAUGGCAUUCUGGGACUGCAGCGCUGGGGGCCUGAAUUAGCCCGACUGAAUAACAAGGGACUCGCCAAUGCUUGGACCUCUGCGACACAUGACAAGAACCCCUGGAUCGAGAUCAACCUGCAGAGGAAGAUGCGUUUCACUGGCAUCAUUACCCAGGGUGCCAGUCGCAUGGGCGCAGCCGAGUUCAUCAAAGCCUUCAAGGUGGCAUCCAGUUUAGAUGGGCGAACCUACACCAUGUACAGACCCGAGGGCCAGAGCAAAGAUGUGAUCUUUGUUGGUAAUGUGGACAACGAUGGGACAAAGACUAAUUUGUUUGAUCCUCCAAUCAUAGCUCAGUACAUACGAAUCAUUCCUGUUGUGUGCCGUAAAGCCUGUACACUGAGAAUGGAGCUGGUGGGCUGUGAACUCAACGUGUAUUUGAACACGACAGGUUGCUCCGAGCCCCUAGGUAUCAAGUCACGGCUGAUCGAUGACAGGCAGCUGACAGCUUCCAGCACUUUUCGCACCUGGGGGAUCGAGUCGUUCACCUGGCACCCGCAUUACGCUCGUCUGGACAAGCAGGGCAAGAUCAACGCCUGGACAGCAGCCACCAAUAACCACUCCGAGUGGCUCCAGGUGAGAUGACAAACUUGUAAGCCUGUGAA
Carassius auratus (goldfish) is the source of this 1284-nucleotide messenger RNA. Its product is annotated as EGF-like repeat and discoidin I-like domain-containing protein 3. Bases 116 to 1264 code for a protein of 382 amino acids. Gene Ontology annotation, cellular component: plasma membrane. The record is from RefSeq and is a predicted model, not a curated record. NCBI's taxonomy places the organism in Eukaryota, Metazoa, Chordata, Actinopteri, Cypriniformes, Cyprinidae. The transcript has 8 exons. Gene Ontology annotation, molecular function: signaling receptor activity; calcium ion binding.